This is a messenger RNA of Didymosphaeria variabile, 987 nucleotides long. RefSeq lists its product as uncharacterized. The coding region runs from base 1 to 987 and encodes 328 amino acids. The transcript has 2 exons. Gene Ontology annotation, cellular component: Dsc E3 ubiquitin ligase complex. The record is from RefSeq and is a predicted model, not a curated record. Gene Ontology annotation, biological process: SREBP signaling pathway; protein processing. NCBI's taxonomy places the organism in Eukaryota, Fungi, Ascomycota, Dothideomycetes, Pleosporales, Didymosphaeriaceae.
AUGAACGAUGAGGCCGAGUCCUCGCGAGCUGGCCUGCGUCGUAGCAGCAUUGCGGCCUCGGACACGGAGCACGACGACGCCAUAGUAGACAUCGAUCCCGAAGAAGAGAUUGCCCAGCGGGAACAGCGAGUGAAAGAGAGAAGACUAGAUGCGAAGCGAAAGAGGGUUGUGUUUCUGGAUCAUUUGCUCCGUGAGCUGGAUACGCUCGUAUUCUUUGAGCUUAUUACACUCUACCAUCUGGACUGCUCGUUCUUCUGGUUUGCCGCGCGCGCCUUAAUUCACGGUUCUCUGCUCACGCCGCUUCCUGACAUUGGCCUGAACCGCCAGCAUGACGAGCACAAGCCAUUCUUACCUCUGAUCCUCUUCUGCUUCGCAAUCAACUUCCUGUUGCACCUCACAUAUCCCGCACCAUCCGCCGGGGAGGAUACACGCGGCUAUCUACAUGGAGGGUUGAUGAUUGACUUCAUCGGCCAGCAGGGGCCGACGAGCAAAUGGAAGCUUGCAGGCUUGGACAUAUGCAUAUUGCUUUUGCAGCUUGUCAUGGUGUCAGUACACGUGAAGCGACGGCAAGCCAAAAAGACUUUGGCGCAGAUAUCCUCAGGAAGCACAGAGACGAGCGCAAAUGAUGGAGAAAGCGCAGAACAACCGUCCGAGAACGAUGCUGCACGUGAGCAAGAUGCCGAUGCAGAAGAACGUGGUGAACUGCGCCGCACUGAUACAUUGUCUGAUAUCGGAGCGGAUCAGGACGAGCAAGACACGCUUCUGCCAUCGUCCGAAGGUGUCCAGAUAGAUGCUCUCGAUGUACUCAUCUCCGGCCAGUGCGUCAUUGGCGAGUUCUCUCUCAUCGACACCUUGAUCGAUGAGCACCAGAAGUAUCAAGCCUUCCGUCAGACGCGGGCUGAAGCAGGAGGAACUUCUUCGCUGUCACCUACCGCUCUCCGUCAGUUACAAAACAUUCGUAUGCGGUUUGGCGCUGGGGGAGGGUGA